ACGGAGGUCAAACCAGAAUCCUGCCUGCAGACCAGAGUCUGAAAUGGACACAGACAAAGCUCAGCAACAGUUCUCUGAAAAUUACUCUGAGGUCACGGUUAGCUCAAGUGCAGAUGUUCAAAAUCAUUCGGGAGAAGAUUCUGGGACAUCUGAGAGCAUCCGGGGUGGCGGAGGACGAGCGAGACCGUACCCUUCACCAUCCCGCAGGAGACACCGAACCACCUUCAGCAAUGAGCAGCUGGAACAGCUGGAGUUAGCCUUCAGACAGAAUCACUAUCCUGAUAUCUACUACAGAGAGGAACUCGCCAGAGCCACCAAACUUAACGAGGCUCGCAUACAGGUAUGGUUUCAGAACCGUCGUGCCAAGCAGCGGAAGCAGGAUCGUAUCUCUCAGAAAGUGCUUCCGGUGGGCAUGAUGCCAGGACGAGCACCUCUCUUCAGCAGCAUGUGUGUGCCUUCCUCAGCCAUGGGACGGCAGUACCAAUGCCCUCAUUCACUGCCACACAUCCCCCGAUUCUCAUCAGUGCUGCCCACUGGAGGAUACCCACCCCACCCGUCCUCCGGCAGUCAUUUCUCCUGCUCCUCGGGCCCUGCUCCAUCAUCACAAGCCACUAGACAGCCUGAUGACUGGUACAAUCAACUGCGCACCAUCGGACCAGCCACUACUUCAGUGCUCUCACUGGCCUCGGUGUCACAGCUGGAAACCACCAGUCACUGGAACUAGAACAAGUGCUGUAAACCGUUUUGUACAAGAAGAUACUUUAGAGUGAAUAAAGCUUUUCAGUGACAAAGAAAGAUUGACAUUUUCC
Messenger RNA from Labeo rohita (rohu), 809 nucleotides. RefSeq names its product PROP paired-like homeobox 1 (gene prop1). Gene Ontology annotation, molecular function: RNA polymerase II transcription regulatory region sequence-specific DNA binding; DNA-binding transcription factor activity, RNA polymerase II-specific. Bases 44 to 724 code for a protein of 226 amino acids. The record is from RefSeq and is a predicted model, not a curated record. Gene Ontology annotation, biological process: regulation of transcription by RNA polymerase II. The transcript has 3 exons. Lineage: Eukaryota; Metazoa; Chordata; Actinopteri; Cypriniformes; Cyprinidae.